AGGUGCAUUAUAUGUAGAAGUACUACAUAAAGAAGAGAAAACAUAGUUGAAGUAUAAAUAUGAAAAAAAAGACCCUUGAACACAAGAAAUUUUGCAUUUAGACUUGGUAAAUAUGGUGUCUCUUCCUUCUCGCCCACUGGUCACUCGAGUUUACUCUAGGCGUCCUUCACAACCACCUCAGACACAUGUCCUACAUCGAUGGCUUCUUCAACAUUUGAUCCGAAAUUGAGUGAUGAUCUACCCAUUGUCCUUUGAAAAGUGCAAUGAUUGAGGAGAUGACUGCAUUGGAUGAGAAUGGUACUUGAGAUUUAGUCUCGCGUCUGGUAGGAAAGAAGACUAUCAGAUGUAAAUGGGGGGUGUUUGCUAUAAAAGCCAAUCCUGACGGAACAGUGACUCGCUUGAAAGCUCGUCUUGUUGCCAAAGGUUAUGCCCAAAUCUAUGGAACUGAUUAUUCUGCUACAUUUUCUCCUGUUGGAGGAAGUUUACAUGGAGCAACCACCUGGGUUUGUUGCUUGGGGUGAGAGUGAUAAGGUGUGUUGUCUUCGAAAAUAUUUGUAUGGACUGAAACAAAGUCCUCAUGCAUGGUUUGGUAUAUAUCCUCCCAAGACUUUUCUUCAGCGUCAAUUUCAUACUAAAGAUUUGGGAUAAUUGAAGCAUUUCUUGGGUAUUGAAGUAAUGAGAAGCAAGUUGGGAGGAUGUCUUAUUUUCCCUCCUUGUACUCUUUCGUUAAUGAAAAGACAGCCAAAACGACACCUUCUUACAACUGGUUGGAGUGUGUUUGUUAGUGCCAAAAGAUUGGUUGCUGGGGAUUCUGUACUUUUUAUAUGGAAUGAAAAAAAUCAGCUUCUUUUGGGUAUACGCCGUGCCACAAGACCACAAACUGUGAUGCCCUCUUCUGUUUUAUCAAGUGAUAGCAUGCACAUUGGACUCCUCGCUGCUGCAGCUCAUGCUGCUGCAACGAAUAGCUGUUUCACAGUGUUCUACAACCCCAGGGCUAGCCCAUCAGAGUUUGUCAUCCCUCUGACAAAAUAUGUUAAAGCUGUAUUUCAUACCCGUGUUUCAGUAGGAAUGCGUUUUCGGAUGCUUUUUGAGACUGAAGAGUCAAGCGUGCGAAGGUACAUGGGUACUAUAACUGGAAUAAGUGAUCUCGACCCUGUUCGCUGGCCGAAUUCUCAUUGGCGUUCUGUCAAGGUAGGGUGGGAUGAGUCAACAGCUGGGGAGAGGCAGCCAAGGGUAUCAUUGUGGGAAAUUGAGCCUUUGACUACAUUUCCUAUGUAUCCGUCUCUGUUUCCACUUAGACUCAAACGUCCAUGGCAUCCUGGAGUCUCUUCUGUUCAUGAUAACAGAGAUGAUGCAUCUAAUGGCUUAAUGUGGCUUCGGGGAGGAGUCGGGGAACAGGGUCUACACUCAUUGAAUUUGCAAUCUGUGGGAUCCCUGCCCUGGUUGCAGCAGAGACUUGAUUCUUCCAUGUUUGGAAAUGAUCAUAAUCAACAGUAUCAAGCCAUGUUGGCUGCCGGAAUGCCAAACAUUGGAGGUGUUGAUAUGCUGAGACAGCAAAUUAUGCAUCUUCAACAACCUUUCCAAUAUAUUCAACAGGCAGGCUUCCAUAACUCUCUGUUGCAGAUGCAACAGCAGCAACAACAGCAGCAGCAGCAGCAGCAGCAGCAACAACAGCAAUUGGUUCAACAAUCCAUGCCUCAGAACAUUCUGCAGGCACCAAGCCAAGUUAUGGCAGAAAAUCUACCUCAACAUAUUCUCCAGCAAACUCUACAAAAUCAACCUGAGGAUCUGCCAAACCAGCAACAGCAUACUUAUCAUGAUACCAUUCAGGUUCAAAGCAAUCAAUUCCAUCAGGGUGGGCAUUCAAAUGUGCCAUCACCCACAUUUCCCAGAACAGACCUUAUGGAUUCCAACACAAAUUACUCGGAAUCCAUUACCUCGAGAAGAAAUAUACUUGCUUCAUCAUGUGCUGAAGGGACGGGAAAUUUUUCCAAUAUCUACAGAAGUGGGCAGUCAAUCCUAACUGAGCAGUUACCUCAACAAACCCCUGUUUCUAAGAAUGCUCAUUCACAGGUUGAUGCUCACCCGAACUCAAUGUCAUUUCCACCAUUUUCUGGUAGAGACUCAAUUUUGGAGCUGGGAAAUUGUAAUUCAGAUUCUCCAAGUCCUACACUUUUUGGUGUAAAUAUUGAUUCAUCUGGACUUCUUCUUUCCUCUAAUGUGCCCACUUACGCUUCUCCAUCAAUUGGUCCUGAUUCAUCCUCCAUGCCACUGGGAGAUUCUGGAUUUCAGAAUUCUCUGUACAGUUGUGUCCAAGACUCUUCUGAGUUGUUGCACAACUCAGGGCAAAUUGAUCCAUCAAAUCCAACUCGGACAUUUGUGAAGGUUUAUAAAUCCGGAUCUGUUGGGCGCUCACUAGACAUCUCCCGGUUCAGCAGCUAUCAGGAGCUGCGAGAGGAGCUGGCUCAGAUGUUUGGAAUCGAGGGACAGUUGGAAGACCCUCAUAGAUCAGGCUGGCAGCUUGUAUUUGUCGACAGGGAGAAUGAUGUACUUCUCCUUGGAGAUGACCCUUGGGAGGCAUUUGUCAAUAAUGUCGGGUAUAUCAAGAUACUUUCUCCCCAGGACUUUCAGAAACUAGGGGAACAGGCAAUCGAGUCCUUCAACCCUAUCGUUGGUCAGCGACUUACCAGUGGUGGCAAUGAAGCUGGAAAUGUUUCGGGACUACCGUCUGUUGGUUCGCUAGAAUAUUGAACUUGUAAGGGAGUUGUGUUGCAAGGUUCGAGAGAUGUUUACUUCGGAACUCGCAAUUAAACUAGAUAUGCAGUUGGAAUGCCUUCAAAUUAGAUCAGUGUGUGUAAACUCUUUUGUAUUCAUAAUUUCUUUUGCUUAUAAGUACUCUAAAACAGUUAUCAUUUCCAAAGAUUAUGUGGUUAAAAUACAUGUACGUUGUUUACUUAGAUAAGAAAUAUAACACGUUGAACAUUUCUAGCA
Benincasa hispida (wax gourd) is the source of this 2991-nucleotide messenger RNA. Lineage: Eukaryota; Viridiplantae; Streptophyta; Magnoliopsida; Cucurbitales; Cucurbitaceae. The record is from RefSeq and is a predicted model, not a curated record.